Sus scrofa (pig) is the source of this 13129-nucleotide messenger RNA. The record is from RefSeq and is a predicted model, not a curated record. Lineage: Eukaryota; Metazoa; Chordata; Mammalia; Artiodactyla; Suidae.
CGUGGCCACGCUGAGUUUGGUCGGAAGCGGGAUCAGUGCGUGGACAGGUGGCUCGGGCUGCUGCUGGGAGUGGAGCGGGGAUUUGGUCUGCGGCUACGCCGCCACCAGGGAUUCCACUUGGUUGUCCAGUCCAGCCGUCUUGUAGUUUAAGUCAACGAGUGAUUCGUUGAGGCUUAAACUGAAGUUUCGUGGUUAAGAGCUUGGGCUCUGGAAUCACACUCCCGGAGUUGGGGUUCUGUCAGCUGGCUGUGUGAUCUCGCUGUACCAUCUAUCUCGUCAUCAUCCUAUCCUGUGUCACCACUCAAGAGUGUUUGCUGUUUUUUACCAGGUACAGAGAAGUAAAAAGACUGUUACAAUUCAGAGUGAUAAUGUGAUAGAAGAACAUUGUGAUGGAAGAGGAGUGAAUGAAGUUCUGUGGAAACGGCCUGGGAGAAUCAGUUUCAGUUUGCAGUGAGAUUUCAGUGUUAAACUGCCCUGGAGGGAGGUGGGAGCCUUACAGACAGAAGGGUAAAUGCAUAUGAAGGCAUAACGUGUGGAAGGUUCCUGAAGCUCUAGGGAGAGCCUCACAGAGAACAUUACCCGAUAUUCUGUGGUAAUCUAUGUUGGAAAAGAAAUGGAAAGAGAAUGGAUGUGUGUACAUGUAUAACUGAAUCACUUUGCAGUACAGCAGAAGUUACCACAACAUGUGAAUCAACUGUCCUUCCAUAAAACUUUAAAAAAUGGAAAAAAAGGAGAAGAGAGAGGUCCUGCAUGUAAUGAAGUACAUUUGGGCAUUUUCAACAUGUUGAACAUAUGCUCUUACUGGGAUAUGGUCUUAACUGGGAGAAAAUUGAGAAGCAAGGAGACAAGGAUAUUCUUUCAGACAACAAUGCGUUUUCUGAACUUCUGAACCAUGAGUCUAGCACUUAAUGAUCUCCUUAUUUGCUGCCGUCAACUAGAACAUGAUAGAGCUACAGAACGAAGGAAGGCAGUUGAGAACUUUAGGCACCUGAUUCAAGAUCCUGAAACUGUUCAGCAUUUAGAUCAGCAUUCAGAUUCUAAACAGGGGAAAUAUUUGAAUUGGGAUGCUGCUUUUAGAUUUUUACAGAAAUAUAUUCAGAAAGAAACGGAAUGUCUAAGAACAGCAAAACAAAAUGUAUCAGCCUCAACACAAGCCACCAGGCAGAAAAAGAUGCAAGAAAUCAGUAGCUUGGUCAAAUACUUCAUCAAAUGUGCAAAUAAAAGAGCACCUAGGCUAAAAUGUCAAGAACUCUUGAAUUAUAUCAUGGAUACAGUGAGAGAUUCAUCUAACAAUCCCAUUUAUGGAGCUGAUUAUAGCAAUAUAUUGCUGAAGGACAUUCUUUCAGUGAGGAAAUACUGGUGUGAAAUAUCUCAGCAACAGUGGCGAGAGUUGUUCCUUAUAUACUUCACGCUGUAUCUUAAACCUUCACAAGAUAUUAAUAGACUUUUGGUGGCUAGAAUAAUUCAAGCUGUGACCAAAGGAUGCUGUUCACAGACUGAUGGAUUGAAUUCUGAAUUUUUGGAUUUUUUUACCAAGGCUAUUCAAAAUGCAAGACAAGAAAAGAGCUCUCCUGGUCUGAAUCAUAUCUUAGCAGCAUAUGUUAUCUUCCUCAAGACUUUGGCUGCUAACUUUCGAAUUCGAGUGUGUGAAUUAGGAGAUAAAAUUCUUCCUACCUUACUUUAUAUUUGGACUCAACAUAGACUUAAUGAUUCCUUAAAAGAAGUAAUUGUUGAAUUAUUUCAACUACAAGUUUAUAUGCAUCAUCCAAAGGGAGCCAAAACUCAAGAAAAAGGUGCUUAUGAGUCAGCAAAGUGGAAAAGUAUCUUAUACAACCUAUAUGAUCUGCUAGUUAAUGAAAUAAGUCGUAUAGGAAGCAGAGGGAAAUAUUCUUCUGGAUCUCGUAAUAUUGCUGUCAAGGAGAACUUGAUUGAAUUGAUGGCAGAUAUUUGUCACCAGGUUUUUAACGAAGAUACCAGAUCUUUGGAGAUUUCUCAGUCUUACACAACUACACAAAGAGAAUUUAGUGAUUACAAUGCACCUUGCAAAAAGAGAAAAAUAGAAUUAGGCUGGGGAGUAAUAAAAGAUCAUCUUCAGAAGUCACAGAAUGAUUUUGACGUUGUACCUUGGUUACAGAUUGCAACUCAGUUAAUAUCAAAAUAUCCUGCAAGUUUACCUAACUGUGAGCUGUCACCAUUGCUGAUGAUACUAUACCAGCUUCUACCGCAACAGCGACGUGGGGAGCGCACACCUUACGUGUUACGAUGCCUUAUGGAAGUUGCAUUGUGUCAGGGCAAGAAACCAAACUUAGAAAGCUCACAUAAGUCAGAUUUAUUGAAAAUUUGGAUUAAAAUUUGGUCUAUAACCUUCCGAGGUAUAAGUUCUGAACAAAUACAAGCUGAAAACUUUGGGUUACUUGGAGCCAUAAUUCAAGGCAGUUUAGUUGAGGUUGACAGAGAAUUCUGGAAGUUAUUUACUGGGUCAGCCUGCAAACCUUCAUGUCCUACAGUGUGCUGUUUGACUUUGGCAUUGAAGACCUGUGUAGUUCCAGAAACAGUUGAAACGGGAAUGGAGAAUAUAUGUGAUGGAAACAGAAAAUUUUCUUUAAAGGAAUCAAUAAUGAAAUGGCUUUUAUUCUGUCAGUUAGAGGAUGACUUUGAAGACAGAAUAGAGCUGCCUCCAAUUCUUCACAGUAAUUUUCCUCAUCUUGCCCUGGAGAAAAUUCUUGUGAGUCUCAUUAUGAAAAACUGUAAAGCUGCAAUGAAUUUUUUCCAAAGUGUGCCAGAAUGUGAGCAACACCAAAAAGAUACGGAAGAACCUUCAUUGUUAGAAGUUGAAGAACUGUUUCUUCAGACAACUUUUGACAAGAUGGAUUUUCUAACUGUUGUGCAAGAAUGUACUAUAGAAAAGCACCAAUCCAGUGUAGGCUUUUCUUUCCACCAAAACCUUAAGGAAUCAUUGGAUCGCUAUCUUCUGGGAUUGUCAGAACAGCUUCUAAAUAACUACUUACCCGAGACUUCAGAUUCAGAAACGCUUGUCCGGUGUUCAAGUCUUUUGGUGGGUGUCCUUGGCUGCUAUUGUUAUGUGGGUGUAAUAGCCGAAGAAGAAGCGUAUACAUCAGAAUUAUUCCAGAAAGCCAAGUCUCUAAUGCAGUGUGCAGGAGAAAGUAUCACUUUGUUUAAAAGUAAGACAAAUGAGGAAUCUAGAAUCAUUUCAUUGAGAAAUAUGAUGCAUCUGUGUACAAAUUGCUUAUAUAAAUGUGCUAAGCGCAGUCCAAAUAAGAUUGCAUCUGGCUUUUUCUUACGAUUGUUAACAUCAAAGUUAAUGCAUGACAUUGCAGAUGUUUGUAGAAGUUUAGCAUUCAUUAUCAAAAAGCCAUUUGACUGUAGAGAAGUAGAAUCAAUGGAAGAUGAUACUGAUAAAAAUCUGAUGGAGAUGAAUGAUCAGUCAUCCAUGAGUCUAUUUAAUGAUAACCCUGCUAGUAGUGUUAUUGAUGCAAACGAAUCUGGAGAGAGCCAAAUUACUAUGGGUGCCAUGAAUCCUUUAGCUGAGGAACACCUCUCAAAGCAAGAUCUACUUGUUUUAGACAUGCUCAGGUUUUUGUGUAUGUGUAUAACCAUCGCUCAGUCCAAUACAAUGUCGUUUAGAGCAGCUGAUAUUCGGAGGAAAUUGUUGAUGUUAAUUGAUUCUGACAGGUUAGACCCUACCAAAUCUCUUCACCUGCACAUGUAUCUAGUACUUUUAAAGGAGCUUCCUGGUGAAGAAUAUCCCCUGCCAAUGGAGGAUGUUGUUGAACUUCUAAAACCACUAUCCAGUGUAUGUUCUUUAUAUCGUCGUGACCAAGAUGUUUGUAAAACCAUUUUAAACCAUGUGCUUCAUAUAGUGCCAAACCUAUGUCGGGAAAAUGUGGAUGCCGAGAGCACAAGGGAUGCUCAGGGGCAGUUUCUAACAGUGAUUGGAGCAUUUUGGCACUUAACGAAGGAGGGGAAAUGCACAUUCUCUGUGAGAUUGGCGUUAGUAAAAUGCCUUAAAACUUUGCUUGAGGCCGAUCCUUAUUCAAGAUGGGCUAUUCUUAAUGUAAUGGAAAAAGACUUUCCUGUAAAUGAAGUAUUUCCACAAUUCCUUGCUGAUAAUCAUCACCAAGUUUGCAUGUUGGCUGCAGGAUUAAUCAAUAGAUUAUUUCAGCAUAUGAAACAAGGAGAUUCUUCCACAAUAAUGAGAGCACUUCCUUUGAAACUUCAGCAAACAGCUUUUGAAAAUGCGUACUUGAAAGCUCAGGAAAGAAUAAGACAAGUGAAGUCCCAAGGAGGUGAGAACCGUGAACUUUUGGAUGAGAUUUGUAAUAGAAAAGCUGUUUUACUGACAAUGAUAGCUGUGGUGUUAUGCUGUAGCCCUGUCUGUGAAAAACAGGCUUUAUUCGCCCUAUGCAAAUCUGUGAAAGAGAAUGGAUUAGAGCCUCACCUCAUUAAAAAGGUUUUAGAGAAAGUUUCCGAAACUUUUGGAUAUAGACAUUUAGAAGACUUUAUGGCUUCUCAUUUGGAUUAUCUGGUUUUGGAAUGGCUACAUCUUCAAGAUGCUGAGUACAGCUUGUCUUCUUUUCCUUUUAUUUUAUUGAACUACACAAAUAUUGAGGAUUUCUAUAGAUCUUGCUAUAAAGUUUUGAUUCCACAUCUGGUGAUGAGGUGUCAUUUUGAUGAGGUGAAGUCCAUUGCUAAUCAGAUUCAAGGGGAUUGGAAAAGUCUUCUGACAGACUGCUUCCCAAAGAUUCUUGUAAACAUUCUUCCAUACUUUGCUUAUGAAGAUACAGGAGACCGUGGGAUGGCACAGCAGAGGGAGACUGCUUCCAAAGUCUAUGAUAUGCUUAAAGAUGAAAACUUACUAGGAAAACAGAUUGAUCAGUUAUUCAUUAAUAAUUUACCAGAGAUUGUGGUGGAGUUAUUGAUGACAUUACAUGAACCAGCAACAUCAGAUGCCAGCCAAAGCACUGACCCCUGUGACUUUUCAGGGGAUUUGGAUCCUCCUCCUAAUCCACCUCAUUUUCCAUCACAUGUGAUUAAAGCAACGUUUGCCUAUAUCAGCAAUUGCCAUAAAACCAAGCUUAAAAGCAUUUUAGAAGUUCUUUCCAAAAGCCCUGAUUCCUAUCAGAAAAUUCUUCUAGCUAUAUGUGAGCAAGCAGCUGAGACAAAUAAUGUUUAUAAAAAGCACAGAAUCCUUAAGAUAUAUCACCUUUUUGUUAGUUUAUUACUGAAAGAUAUGAAGAGUGGCUUAGGAGGAGCCUGGGCCUUUGUUCUUCGAGAUGUUAUUUAUACUUUGAUUCACUAUAUCAACAAAAGACCUUCUCGUUUCAUGGAUGUUUCCUUGCGUAGCUUCUCCCUUUGUUGUGACCUGUUGAGCCGGGUUUGCCACACAGCAGUGACUUACUCUAAGGAUGCUUUAGAAAGUCAUCUUCAUGUUAUUGUUGGUACCCUUAUACCCCUUGUGGAUGGUCAGAUGGAGGUUCAGAAACAGGUAUUGGACUUGCUGAAAUACUUAGUGAUUGAUAACAAGGAUAAUGAAAACCUCUAUGUCAUGAUUAAACUCUUAGAUCCUUUUCCUGACAAUGCUGUCUUUAAGGAUUUGCGUAUCACUCAGCAGGAAAUCAAAUACAGUAAAGGACCCUUUUCACUCUUGGAGGAAAUUAACCAUUUUCUCUCAGUAAGUGUUUAUGAUGCACUUCCAUUGACAAGACUUGAAGGAUUGAAGGAUCUCCGAAGACAGCUAGCACAACAUAAAGAUCAGAUGAUGGAUCUUAUGAGAGCAUCUCAGGAUAACCCUCAAGAUGGCAUAGUGGUGAAGCUGGUUGUCAGCUUGUUGCAGUUAUCCAAGAUGGCAGUAAACCACACUGGUGAAAGAGAAGUUUUAGAGGCUGUCGGAAGGUGCCUGGGAGAAGUGGGUCCUAUAGAUUUCUCCACAAUCGCUAUACAACAUAGUAAGGAUAUGCCUUAUACCAAAGCUCUUGAGUUAUUUGAAGAUAAAGAACAUCAUUGGACCCUCAUGAUGCUGACCUACCUGAAUAGUACACUGGUAGAAGAUUGUGUCAAAGUGCGAUCAGCAGCUGUUACCUGUCUGAAAAGCAUUUUAGCCACAAAAACUGGACAUGGUUUCUGGGAGAUUUUUAAGACGACGGCUGAUCCCAUGCUGACCUAUCUUCUUCCUUUUAGAACAUCAAGGAAAAAGUUUUUAGAAGUCCCCAGACUCAACAAAGAAAGCCCUUUAGAAGGCUUGGAUGAUAUUAGCCUGUGGAUUCCUCAAAGUGAAAAUCAUGACAUUUGGAUAAAGACACUGACUUGUGCUCUUUUGGAUAGUGGAGGCAUAAACAGUGAAGUUCUUCAGUUAUUAAAGCCAAUGUGUGAAGUGAAAACUGAUUUUUGUCAGACUGUACUUCCAUACUUGAUUCAUGAUAUUUUACUCCAAGAUACCAAUGAAUCAUGGAGAAGUCUGCUUUCAACACACAUUCAGGGAUUUUUCACUAACUGUUUCAGACACUCCUCACAAACAAGCCGAUCCACAACCCCUGCAAAUAUGGAUUCAGAAUCAGAGCAUGUUUUCCGCUGCCAUUUGGAUAAAAAAUCACAAAGAACAAUGCUUGCUGUUGUGGACUACAUGAGGAGACAAAAGAGAUCUUCUUCAGGCACAGUUUUUGACGAUGCUUUCUGGCUGGAGUUGAAUUAUCUAGAGGUUGCCAAGGUGGCCCAGUCUUGUGCUGCUCACUUUACAGCAUUGCUGUAUGCAGAAAUCUAUGCAGAUAAGAAGAACAUGGAUGAUCAGGAAAAAAGAAGCCCUACAUUUGAAGAAGGAAGCCAAAGUACAACUAUUUCCAGUUUGAGUGAAAAAAGUAAAGAAGAAACUGGUAUAAGUUUACAGGAUCUGCUUUUAGAAAUCUAUAGAAGUAUAGGAGAGCCAGAUAGUCUUUAUGGCUGUGGUGGAGGGAAAAUGUUACAGCCCCUUACUAGACUACGAACAUAUGAGCAUGAAGCAAUGUGGGGGAAAGCCCUGGUAACAUAUGACCUUGAGACAGCAAUCUCUUCAUCAACUCGCCAGGCAGGAAUCAUUCAGGCCUUGCAGAAUUUAGGGCUCUGCCAUAUUCUUUCUGUCUAUUUAAAAGGAUUAGACCAUGAAAAUAAAGAGCAGUGUGCUGAACUCCAGGAACUUCAUUAUCAAGUGGCCUGGCGGAAUAUGCAGUGGGACAGCUGCGUUUCUGUCAACAAAGGAAUGGAAGGAACCAGUUACCAUGAAUCAUUGUACAAUGCUCUGCAGUCUCUAAGAGAUAGAGAAUUCUCCACCUUUUAUGAAAGUCUCAAAUAUGCCAGGGUUAAAGAAGUGGAAGAGUUGUGCAAGGGCAGCCUUGAGUCUGUGUAUUCCCUCUACCCCACACUUAGCAGAUUGCAGGCCAUCGGAGAGCUUGAGAACAUUGGGGAGCUUUUCUCAAGAUCAGUAACAGAUAGGCAACCCUCUGAAGUAUACAAUAAGUGGUGGAAACACUCCCAGCUUCUCAAAGACAGUGAUUUUAGUUUUCAAGAGCCUAUAAUGGCUCUACGCACAGUCAUUUUGGAGAUCUUGAUGGAAAAGGAAAUGGAAAACUCCCAAAGAGAGUGUCUCAAGGACAUCCUCACCAAGCACCUUGUAGAACUUUCCCUACUAGCCCGAACUUUCCAGAACACUCAGCUCCCUGAAAGGGCAAUAUUUCAAAUUAAGCAGUAUAAUUCAGCUAAUUGUGGAGUCUCUGAGUGGCAGCUGGAGGAAGCACAAGUAUUCUGGGCAAAAAAGGAGCAGAGUCUUGCCCUGAGUAUUCUCAAGCAGAUGAUCAAGAAGUUGGAUGCCAGUUGUACAGAGAAUGAUCCCAGGCUAAAACUUAUACACAUAGAAUGUCUACGAGUUUGUGGCACCUGGUUAGCAGAAACUUGUUUAGAAAAUCCUGCAGUCAUCAUGCAGACCUAUCUAGAAAAGGCAGUGGAACUUGCUGGAAAUUAUGACGGAGAAAGCAAUGAUGAGCUCAGAAAUGGAAAAAUGAAGGCAUUUCUCUCUUUAGCACGGUUCUCAGAUACUCAGUACCAAAGAAUUGAAAACUACAUGAAAUCAUCAGAAUUUGAAAACAAGCAGGCUCUUCUGAAAAGAGCCAAAGAGGAAGUGGGCCUUCUUAGGGAACAUAAAAUUCAAACCAACAGAUACACAAUAAAGGUUCAGCGAGAGCUGGAGCUGGAUGAAGGUGCUCUCCGUGCAUUAAAAAAGGAUCGUAAACGUUUCUUAUGUAAAGCAGUUGAAAAUUACAUCAAUUGCUUAUUAAGUGGAGAAGGGCAUGAUAUGUGGAUAUUCCGUCUUUGUUCCCUCUGGCUUGAAAAUUCUGGAGUUUCUGAAGUCAAUGGCAUGAUGAAGAGAGAUGGAAUGAAGAUCCCAUCAUAUAAGUUUUUGCCCCUCAUGUACCAGUUGGCUGCUAGAAUGGGGACCAAGAUGAUGGGAGGCCUAGGAUUUCACGACGUCCUCAAUAGUCUCAUCUCUAGAAUUUCAGUGGAUCACCCUCAUCAUACUUUGUUUAUAAUAUUGGCCUUAGCAAAUGCAAACAAAGAUGAAUUUUUGACCAAACCAGAGGCAGCAAGAAGUAGUAGAAUAACUAAAAAUACACCUAAAGAAAGCUCUCAGCUUGAUGAGGAUCGAACUGAGGCUGCAAACAAAGUAAUAUGUACUCUCAGAAACAGGAGACGUCAGAUGGUCAGAAGUGUUGAAGCACUCUGUGAUGCUUACAUUAUAUUAGCAAACUUAGAUGCCACUCAGUGGAGGACUCAGAGAAAAGGCAUAAGGAUUCCAGCAGACCAGCCUAUUACUAAACUUAAAAAUUUAGAAGAUGUUGUUGUCCCUACUAUGGAAAUUAAGGUGGACCCCACAGGAGAAUAUGGAAACAUGGUGACUAUACAGUCAUUUAAACCAGAAUUUCGUUUAGCAGGAGGUUUAAAUUUACCAAAAAUAAUAGAUUGUGUCGGCUCUGAUGGCAAGGAAAGGCGACAGCUUGUCAAGGGCCGUGAUGACCUGAGACAAGAUGCAGUCAUGCAGCAGGUUUUCCAGAUGUGUAAUACGUUACUGCAGAGAAACACUGAAACCAGGAAGAGGAAACUGACUAUCUGCACAUAUAAGGUGGUUCCCCUUUCGCAGAGAAGUGGUGUUCUUGAAUGGUGCACAGGAACUGUCCCUAUUGGUGAAUAUCUUGUUAACAAUGACACUGGUGCUCAUAAAAGAUACAGGCCAAAGGAUUUCAGUCCUGUUCAAUGCCAAAAGAAAAUGAUGGAGGCGCAAAAUAAAUCUUUUGAAGAGAAAUAUGAAAUCUUCAUGAAUAUUUGCCAAAAUUUUCAACCAGUUUUUCGUUACUUCUGCAUGGAAAAAUUCUUGGAUCCAGCUGUUUGGUUUGAGAGACGACUGGCUUAUACUCAGAGUGUGGCUACGUCUUCUAUUGUUGGUUACAUCCUUGGACUUGGUGAUAGACAUGUACAGAAUAUCUUGAUAAAUGAGCAGUCAGCAGAACUUGUACAUAUAGAUUUAGGAGUUGCUUUUGAACAGGGUAAAAUUCUUCCUACUCCUGAAACCGUUCCGUUUAGACUCACCCGGGACAUUGUGGAUGGCAUGGGCAUUACCGGUGUUGAAGGGGUCUUCAGAAGAUGCUGUGAAAAAACCAUGGAGGUUAUGAGAAACUCUCAGGAAACCCUGUUAACCAUUGUAGAGGUCCUCCUGUAUGAUCCUCUCUUUGACUGGACCAUGAAUCCUUUGAAAGCUUUGUAUUUACAGCAGAGACCAGAGGAUGAAAGUGAGCUCCAUUCCACUCCCAGAGCGGACGACCAGGAAUGCAAACGGAACCUCAGUGAUACGGACCAGAGUUUCAACAAAGUAGCUGAACGUGUCUUGAUGAGACUGCAAGAGAAACUAAAAGGAGUGGAGGAAGGAACAGUGCUCAGUGUUGGUGGACAGGUGAAUUUCCUGAUACAGCAGGCCAUGGACCCCAAAAAUCUCAGCAAACUUUUCUCGGGAUGGAAAGCUUGGGUGUGAUAUUCAGCAUGUGAUUGCCAUGAAAUCAACCUUUAGAAAUUAUAUUUUGGCUUUCAUUUUUAACCCAAUGACGUACUUUGAACAGGUGUUAAUACUCAAGUGAAUCAGUUUUUUGUUUUUUUUAAUGUUUAAUACUUGCUUCAGGUACCUAAAGAUGCUCUGGUAGUCUCAAGGAACAGUUCUCUCACUUUAGAUAUACAGUCAUGCUCUACUUGUAGGCUAAAUGUUUGGCCUCAAGUACAUGCUUGUACUGUUUAGAGUAGCAUCACUAACUUAGGCUUUAACUGAAAAUGGAAGCAGCAGGUGCAGGAGCAACACCAAGAGAUUUUUUCCUUAGUGUGAGUUAGAACAAAUAAAUAUACUGCUGGUUUUUGAGGGAGCUUUUAAUUAAAUUGUUUCCCAGACAUUAUAUAUGAAUGAUGAAUUAUUUGAUACUAAUAUAUAAAAGGAAGAAAAGAACUUUGAAAUUGUAGUCCUCUAUAUACCAUGGUAAAUGUGUUUGGAUGUUCAGUACUGAAAUUACUCGUUGUGACUGCAUAAUGAAGGUGUUACACAUUUCACAGAUACAAUUAGUAUGGUUACUGUUUUUUAGGAAUGUAUAUUGGACCCUCACUUUCUAUUUUCUCUACCAUUUAAGCCUUCUGUGUUUCCAGUACUUAAUCUUUUUGUGAUGCCUUUACAUCCGUCUUCUAGUUUAUGAAUUCUCUUGUCUCUGUAUAAUCUCCUUUUUAAACUGUUUAUUGGGUUUCUCCUUUCAAAAGUUGUUUUUCAUUUCUAGAUACGUAUCAUUCUUCAGAUCUGCCUAUUUGUUUCAUUAUGCCUAGCUGUUUUUUGUAAUUGCUUAACUUUUCAAUUCCUUUUGUCACUCAUCUUUUUUUUUUUUUUUUUUUUAGUCUUUUGCUUAUUUUAUUACUUAGUAUAAUGUUUUUGAGGUUGAUCCAGGUUGUAAUUUGUGUGAUUUUUUAAAACUGCCAAAUAGUAAUCCGUUGUAUAUAACUAUACCACAUUUUAUAUAUCCAUUCUUCAUUUGGCUCUUCAGUUUUUGGCUUCAUGAAUAAUGUUUUUAUGAACAUUUGUGGCAAGUCUUUGUGUGGAUGUUUCUAUUUUUGUUGGAUUGAUUCUUAGAGUUAUUCCCGAGUUACAACUUUUUUUUCUUUAGCAGGCUUAAUCAUUUUGAACAUCCUACUUAAACAUCCCUCUUUUAUAGUCUAAUAGUCCUGUUAAUUUCUUGUGUUUGGUGGCCUAUUUAUCCGUAUAUUUUGUGAUUUUUAAAAGUGAGCUUAUUUUCAGCAGGGCUUUCUCUGUGGGAAUCUUGAGUGACCUGGGUUAAGAAUAAUUCCUUCCAGAAAAGUUUUGUGUCUGGCUAUGUCAUAUUUCCAGGGCUGUCACUGAUAGAGGGCCCCUGUUAUUUUAACUUUUUGGUUUCAGGGCUUUCUAAUCUGAGGAGUAAUGUAAAUUUACUGAGAGAAGAUCCCAGGCCAAGACAGACACUCCUCCUUACCUCCCUAUUUCAGUGGGCAGGAUAUUUUAUUAACUCCUUUUCAUCGAGAUGUAAGCCUCCAUGUGUCCACCUUUAUGGUGGGCAUGGGUGAGAUGAGUUUAAUUCCUACCCUAAGUUGCCUUAGGGAUGUUAUAGCUGAAACCCAUAGGUUAGCAAGUUCUGGCAGGACAGCUGGAAUUAUCAGCUCACACACUGAUAUCUGGUUUUUAGUUUCAUUCAGAAACUUAAAAUUUUUUGGCUAUUGGAGUUCCCAUCGUGGUGCAGUGGAAACGAAUCCAACUAGGAACCGUGAGGUUGUGGUUUCAAUCCCUGGCCUCGCUCAGUGGGUUAAGGAUGCUGAGUUGCCAUGAGCUGUGGUGUAGGCCACAGAUGCAGCUAAGAUCCCGUGGUGCUGUGGCUGUGGUGUAGGCCAGCGGCAACAGCUCCAAUUAGACCCCUCGCCUGGGAACCUCCAUAUGCCUCAAGUGCAGCCCUAGAAAAAGACAAAAAAAAAAAAGAAAGCCUUGAAAUCUUUAUGCUGGAAAUAAAUUAUCAACUAUAUGAUGCAAUAAAUAAGUGAAUUUAUAGCUAGUUCUUGCUAGUUGAUGUAUCCAGAGAGCUCUGAAUGUCAUUAAUCUACUCUUCAGCGUUGAAUAUAUGCUGUGAGACUCCUGUCCUGCACAAAUAUUCAUAUUAAUGGCUUUGAAAAAUUUAACAAACUUACUAACCUAGGAGGAAUAGCUAAUUCACAUGUGUUAGAAGUAAGAUUCUAAAGAUUAUGACAAGCUAGAAUGCUGUCUGGAAAAUGAGUAAGAUAAAAAUUUACUGGGAGCAAAUGAGGACUGGUUAGGUUUUUAAAAUAUUUAUCAUAGACUGUUUGUUGUGUGCUUAGUACUUGAUGUACAUUAUAUGCAGCAUCUUUUGCAAGAUUAGUGAUGUUACACAAUUUAUAGCUGGGGAAAGUAAAAUCUGGGGAGUUAAAGUAACUUGUCCAAGGCCAGAAUGUAGUAAAUUGAAGGUACAAGUUUAAUAUGGACAGUCUCUAACUUGAAAACCUUUCCUUUGUAAAGAAUCUAGGUUUCACCAGUCAGUUGCUCAUAAGGUCAGUGGAAACCAGGGAGAGAAGCUACUAGAAAAGUAAAUUGUAGACUGUUGAACAGUUGUGCAGUUGCGUUCAGAUUAUGGGAGAUAAUAUCCCUUCCACUCUUCUCUGUGCUAAUCAUAACCACCCCACAGUAUCUCCCUAAUCAGUAGGUAACUAAUCCCUGGCCAUUAUAGUAUAUACCUAAAAUAUAUGCACUUAGAACCACUAAAAAUUUAAAUGUGCUCUAAAGCAAAUAAAAACAAGAGGAAAAGCUUUGGACUUCUUAAAGAUAAAAGUAAGCUCAUCUUUAAAUAGGUAGAAGGCUGGUAUAAUGGCUUAAAAUAUAGAAAUAUGUGCCAUUUCAAGUAUUUUAAAUGCACCUUAAUGAAUUCUACAUUUCAUGUAUAAUUAUUUUAGUACUAUUGAAUGUAUUUCUCUUAUUACACUGUUACCAGAAUCCUGUUACACUGUUACCUAAAUAAAUCCUUAAGAAAAUGUA